This is a messenger RNA of Solea senegalensis (Senegalese sole), 3249 nucleotides long. Its product is annotated as protocadherin beta-16-like. Gene Ontology annotation, biological process: homophilic cell-cell adhesion. Gene Ontology annotation, cellular component: plasma membrane. The record is from RefSeq and is a predicted model, not a curated record. The transcript has a single exon. Gene Ontology annotation, molecular function: calcium ion binding. NCBI's taxonomy places the organism in Eukaryota, Metazoa, Chordata, Actinopteri, Pleuronectiformes, Soleidae. Bases 279 to 2702 code for a protein of 807 amino acids.
UUUCUAUAGCAACUUCAUCAUAUCAUCUCUGUCCCCUUUUUUGCUGUUUGGUGUAUUGAACAGAAAGGGCCGCUAUUGGCCAGAGUGUGGCAGUCUUUGACAGGGCUUGGAACUGUACCUCCCCCUUUGACUGUGUAACGUUCGACAAUACAACAGACUCCAACCCUCUGCAUAUAGACAAUUGUUAGUGGACAUGAAAAGCGGAGAUUUUUGCUUCUGAUUUCUUGGAGUUAUUUCGGACAAUUUACGGAUAUUUGUAUGGAUCGCUGUGUUUUCAUAUGACUCAGGAAUACUCGCAGAAAAUUAUGAGACGGCAAGUGCUAUUGUUCAUCCUGAUUACGUGUGCUACCGUGGUGUUCGGGCAGGUCAGCUACUCGAUUCCCGAAGAAAUGGAGAAAGGCUCCUUAGUCUGCAAUGUAGCUCAGGAUUUAGGUGUAGAUCUGAAAAGACUCAAAUCGGGGAGAGCUCGUAUUCAUUCGGGAGACAGUGCAGAAUAUGUCGAGCUGAACAGAGACAGAGGUGUCCUCCUGAUCAAAGAGAGGAUAGACAGAGAGACUUUGUGUGGUGAGACGACGCCCUGCGCUUUACAUUUACAAAUGAUAGUGGAAAAUCCGAUGGAACUGUUUCGCAUAACGAUAGAAAUCACUGAUAUGAAUGACAACGCACCCAGCUUUGCUUCAAGCGAGAAACGUUUUGAAAUCAGCGAGUCUACUGUUAUUGGCUCUAAAUUUGUCCUGGAAAAAGCCAUCGACGCUGAUAUUGGUGAAAAUGGCCUGCAAAGCUAUUCGCUUAAACCAACAAACAACUUCGCAUUGAAACUAGAGAAUCAAGCAGACGGGAGUAAAAAGGUCGAAAUGGUUCUACAGAAGCCAUUAGAUCGAGAGCAGCAGGAGCAAAUAUCACUGUUAUUAACUGCUCUAGAUGGCGGACAGCCACGUAUGUCAGGGACAAUGCAGAUCACAGUUAAUGUCUUAGAUGCAAACGACAACGCUCCGGUCUUCACCAAGUCACUAUACAAAGCAACAAUAACUGAAAAUGCACCAAAGGGAACGAGUGUUCUUAUUGUUAGUGCGUCUGACAAAGAUGGAGGCUCCAAUGGAGAAAUAUCAUACGCAAUAUCAAACAGCAAGCGGCGUUUAUCUGAUCUGUUUCACAUUGACAGAAAUACUGGAAAGGUUAUUUUGAUCGGUGAAAUCGAUUAUGAAAAAGCUAAACUCUUCCAAAUUGACAUCGAGGCUAUAGAUAAUGGUGGACUGUCUGAUUCCAGUAAAAUAUUGGUAGAUAUUAUUGAUGUUAAUGACAACAGUCCUCAGAUAAAAAUACUAUCCAAAUCGGACACCAUUUUAGAAGACUCUCUUGACAAUACUGUUACUGCUAUGCUAAGCGUAAAUGACCCGGACUCUGACAGAAAUGGAGAGGUGAAGUGUCAUAUUAAUGAUGACAUUCCUUUUAAAAUACAAAACACAAUGAAUGGGUUUUAUAGUAUAGUUACAGAGGUAGCUUUGGACAGAGAGGCCGCGUCCCAAUAUAAUAUAACAGUGACGUGCUCUGAUGAGGGAGUGCCCUCCCUCUCCAGCAGCGUCACUCUCACCUUACACAUCUCUGAUGUGAAUGACAACGCGCCUGUCUUUGAGAGGAGCUCAUAUGAGGCCUACAUUGUAGAAAACAACACACCAGGUCUCUCUAUAUUCACAGUGAAAGCCAGAGACGCUGACUGGAACCAGAAUGCCCGUGUUUCUUACAUACUGGAGGACUCCUCUGUUAACGGAGUGCCAGUCUCCUCAUAUGUGUCCGUUAGUGCUGAUAGUGGAGUCAUACAUGCAGUGCGCUCUUUUGACUACGAGCAGAUCAAACAUUUCCACUUCAGCGUCAAAGCUCAGGAUGGAGGUUCUCCUCCACUCAGUAGUAAUGUGACUGUGAAAAUACUGAUCCAGGACCAGAACGACAACCCCCCUCAGGUUCUGUACCCAGUCCAGACUGGUGGCUCUGUGGUGGGUGAGAUGGUGCCUCGUUCAGCAGAUGUGGGCUAUCUGGUCUCUAAAGUGGUGGCUGUUGAUGUGGACUCUGGACAGAAUGCCUGGCUCUCCUAUAAACUCCAGAAAGCGACAGACAGGGCGCUGUUUGAAGUGGGCUUACAGAAUGGAGAAAUAAGAACUAUCCGCCAAGUGACUGAUAAAGAUGCUGUGAAUCAAAAACUGACAGUCAUAGUGGAGGACAACGGACAGCCCUCUCGUUCAGCUACAGUCAUUGUUAACGUGGCGGUGGCGGACAGCUUCUCUGAAGUGAUGUCGGAGUUCACUGACUUUAAACAGGACAAGGAGUACAAUGACAACCUGACUUUUUACUUAGUGUUGGCUCUGGCUGUAGUUUCCUUCCUCUUCAUCACGUGUUUAGUGGUUAUUAUCUCAGUGAAAAUCUACAGAUGGAGACAGUCUCGCGUCCUGUAUCACUCCAAUCUCCCUGUGAUUCCAUAUUAUCCACCGCGUUACUCAGACACUUUGGGUGGGACAGGGACUCUCCAACACGUGUACAAUUACGAGGUGUGCAGGACGACUGACUCCAGAAAGAGUGACUGUAAGUUCGGCAGAGCUGGUAGUCAGAACGUGCUGAUAAUGGACCCCAGUUCUACAGCGACGAUGCAGCGGAUGCAGAGUGAAAAGAACAUCUUGGAUGAACCAGACUCUCCUCUAGAGGUUUGUUAAUCGAAAUUAUUUUAAGUGUCCCUUGUUUACGAUUUAUCAGACUCUGCUCUGGAGGUUGAGAGUUAAGCUCUAUAAGAGUUUUUGCGCAGUGUGAGACCCAUAAGUUGUUGAAAGCAGUCAAGCCGGUAUACAUUCAGCACCAAGGACAGCGACAGUAAAACCACGUUUUUUUUCUUUGUUUUCCUUUUCCACUCUACCUUGAAUGUGUUUCCCUGGUCUGUUGUAGCUUCUGGCAUCCGUGUAAAUUAUUGCACACACGCACAUACACACACAUAUAUAUAUAUGUACUGUAUACACACAUAAAAUAACCAAGAAUUAGGGUAAUCAGACUUAAAUUAUAAAUAUUAUAUUCACAUAUUUUGCAUAUAGGCUAUUUGUGGUAGUAAUUUUUCUCUUAUUCUAGCAUACUAAUUUGAAUGAUAAUGCUGUUUCUUUUCCCAUGCACCUUCGCAAUUUGAACUCAUUGGGCCGCUGUUGCCCAGCGUGUUGAAGUGGAGAGUUGCUUUUGUAACAGAUCCUCCCCGGUCAUCGUUCUGGCAUAAUGCUG